Messenger RNA from Sphaerodactylus townsendi, 3609 nucleotides. It is a transcript of the gene SLC4A1, whose product is annotated as solute carrier family 4 member 1 (Diego blood group). Gene Ontology annotation, molecular function: monoatomic anion transmembrane transporter activity; solute:inorganic anion antiporter activity; bicarbonate transmembrane transporter activity. The transcript is spliced from 20 exons. The record is from RefSeq and is a predicted model, not a curated record. NCBI's taxonomy places the organism in Eukaryota, Metazoa, Chordata, Lepidosauria, Squamata, Sphaerodactylidae. Gene Ontology annotation, biological process: bicarbonate transport; regulation of intracellular pH; monoatomic anion transport. Bases 263 to 3055 code for a protein of 930 amino acids. Gene Ontology annotation, cellular component: plasma membrane; basolateral plasma membrane.
CACGGGCCAUGAGUCAGGACUUUGAGGCUCCUCUGGAUGGCUCUCCCUCUCUUACUGCCAGCUGUUGCGAGCAAGACGGAACCACGGUGGCAGCCCGGAUUCUGUGGAGCAGCGGAAAGCCACCCGGCCUCCAGCCUUCCUCACCUUCUCCUUGAGAACUUCCUUCAGUCUUGCAGAUCUGGCUCGCCAGGGCAUGCGGCCUUCAGACUGAACUCUUGGAAACAAGCAGUUGUUCCGGGGGAGAGAGAGAAGUCAACACCGAAUGGCUGCUCAGAGCCAGGAGGACUAUGAUACCAGUGAUAAAAAGAGCUUGGAUGAGGAGGCAUAUGAGGAGUCUCCUGUGAAGCACUCCAACAUGUCUUUUGCAACACGGAGCAGUUCCUCCUCAGACGAGGAGGCUCUGCAGGCAUCAAGAAGAGGGGGGGCUGCCCAAACACCCACCUCCUGGAAGGCCCAUGAGGCAUACGUGGAACUUCAUGAACUGGUCAUGGAUAAGAACAGUGAGCUGCGCUGGAUGGAGGCCUCUCAUUGGAUCAAACUUGAAGAGGACUUUGAAGAAAUGGGACAUUGGGGGAGACCUCACCUCUCGUACCUGACUUUCCACAGCCUUAUGGAAGUGCGCAGGGCUUUUACUAAAGGGAUUGUUCUUCUAGAUCUUCCAGAGAGGAGUCUAGCUGGAAUUGCCAAUCAGAUACUUGACCACAUGAUUGACGGAGGCCAUCUCAAACCACAGGACCGAGAGGCGGUUUUAAGAACUCUCCUACUUCAACACAGUCAUCCUGAUGAGUCGGCUUCACUGGGCACUCUUUCUCCUGGGAAGUUACAACAGACUGGCAGCGAAGAGGCAGACACAGCACAGCCACUGUUGCAAGAGCAUCACUCAAUUGAGAUGAAGACCCUUUCCCCCAGCUCGGAGCAGGAACAGCCAAGAUCCCAUGGUUUUAAGAAGCCACUUUUAGAGAAGAUCCUGCCAGAUUCAGAAGCCGUGUUGGUCCUUGUUGGCUGUGCUACCCUCCUUGACCGCCCCACACUAGCCUUCAUACGCUUGAAGGAUGCUGUAGAGCUGGACCCAGUCUUGGAGGUCUCGGUGCCUGUCAGGUUCCUUUUCGUGGUCUUGGGGCCAGAUCCCCACUAUACCACCUAUCAUGAGAUCGGGAGAACCAUCUCCACAAUGAUGUCUGAAAGGGUGUUCCGCCAUGACUGUUACUUGGCCGAGGGACGGCAAGAGCUGGUGAAGGGUGUGGAGGACUUCCUGGACUGCUGUAUUGUCGUUCCACCUUGUGAAAUUGCAAAUGAACAGCUCUUCAAGACAUUGUUGCCAAUACAGAAAGACCUCCUACGAAAGAGAUAUCUCCCAGAGGAGAAGAAGCCAGAGCUCUUGAAGGAGCUGGAGCAAAAACUGCAAGCAGAGGUCCUCAAACCAGAAGAUGAUGACAACCCAUUACGCCGGACCCGCAAGCCUUUUGGGGGGCUCGUAAGGGACAUAAAACGGCGGUACCCCAAGUACCUCAGUGACCUCAAAGAUGCUCUCAAUGCCCAGUGUCUGGCUGCUGUCAUCUUUAUUUAUUUCGCUGCGCUUUCUCCUGCCAUCACCUUUGGAGGUCUUCUGGGUGAGAAGACUUCAAACAUGAUGGGAGUAUCGGAGCUUCUGGUCUCCACAGCAAUUCAAGGCAUUCUCUUCUGCUUGCUUGGGGCACAGCCUCUGCUCGUGGUUGGGUUCUCUGGCCCCCUCUUGGUAUUCGAGGAAGCCUUUUAUUCUUUUUGUGCCAGUUCUGACAUAGAGUACAUUGUGGGCAGAGUCUGGAUCGGCUUUUGGCUGGUGAUCUUGGUGGUGGUAGUGGUGGCUUUUGAAGGCAGCUUUCUGGUAUGCUACAUCUCCCGCUACACCCAGGAAAUCUUCUCCUUCCUCAUCUCCCUCAUCUUCAUCUUUGAGACUUUCAAGAAACUCAUCAAGAUUUUCCAGGAUCAUCCCCUGCAACUCAGCUACAACGACACCUCCAACCCAAUGAGAGACCAGCCGAACACUGCCUUGCUGUCCCUCGUUCUCAUGGCGGGAACAUUUUUCAUUGCUUUCUUCUUGCGCAAGUUAAAAAACAGCAGUUUCUUUCCCGGCAAGCUUCGGCGUGUGAUUGGAGAUUUUGGUGUCCCCAUUUCCAUCUUCAUCAUGUCUUUGGCAGACUUCUUCAUUCAGGAUACUACCCAUACCCAGAAACUGAAAGUUCCUGAAGGCAUUAAGGUCUCUAAUGAAACUGCCCGGGGCUGGUUCAUCAACCCCCUUGGAAACAGUACGGACUUCCCCAUAUGGAUGAUGUUUGCUUCUGUUUUACCAGCUGUUUUAGUCUUCAUCCUCAUCUUCCUAGAGACGCAGAUCACCACGCUGAUUGUGAGCAAACCAGAGAGGAAACUGAUUAAGGGUUCAGGCUUCCAUCUAGACCUGCUUUUGAUAGUUGGCAUGGGUGGCAUAGCAGCCCUUUUUGGCAUGCCCUGGCUCAGUGCUACCACUGUGAGGACCGUCACGCAUGCCAACGCCCUGACUGUGAUGGCCAAGAGUACCAUCCCGGGGGAGAAAGCCCGUGUCCAGGAGGUCAAGGAGCAAAGGAUCACGGGACUCCUGGUGUCCAUUCUUGUAGGUGUCUCCAUCCUCAUGGAACCGAUCUUGAAGAUGAUUCCAUUGGCCGUUCUCUUUGGUAUCUUCCUCUACAUGGGAGUGACAUCCCUCAACGGGAUCCAGCUCUACGACCGCAUCCUUCUCAUGCUGAAACCCCCCAAAUACCACCCAGAGGAGCCUUAUGUUAGGAAGGUAAAGACCUGGCGCAUGCAUGUCUUCACCUUGACCCAGAUUUUGUGCCUAGCUGUCCUGUGGGGAGUGAAGUCUAGCCCAGCCUCCCUCAGCUUAGCCUUCAUCCUCAUCCUGACGGUGCCUCUCCGACGAAACCUGCUCCCAUGUUACUUCAGUGACCUUGAACUCAAAUGUUUGGAUGCUGAUGAUGCUGAAGUGACUUUCGAUGAAUCGGAAGGCUGUGAUGUUUACGAUGAAGUUCCGAUGCCCAUUUGAGUGCCUGCUGGCAGAUAAGGAACUAAGACUCCUUCCCUGAAAACACUGGACAGACACCGAGUCUGGAGGAAUAUUUCUCUGUAUCUAUAUGCAUUUGUGCGUACAUUGUUUGCACACCUGUACACAGCCCAUGUGCACACUUACCAGCACAUGGAUUCCAUAGGACUUAAAAUAGCUAGCAUAUGCUUUAGAACUUCUUCCAAUCAUGUAGGUCUGUAGUGAAAUUUUAACAAACCCUUAUCUUCCCAUAUGGGUCAAGAAAACCCUUCCCAAAGCUAUGCAGGGAUCAUAAGAAGAUGGGAAACUCACCUGCAAACUCCAGUUUAAUUCUGCAUCCAACCCAUUGCUUCUCCUUUGUGAAUUUGUGUGUGUGUGCAUGCAUGCACAUGCAUGGACAUGUGUGUGAAGUUUUAUCAGUUGUACACAGAGGCAGAGGAGCCACGUGGCGUAGUGCUUGCACUGCCACUCACACGGUCAGGAGUUCAAGCCCCCUGUGGGUCAGAUAUCCUGGCAGCUGGCUCAUGGUCAAUUCAGCCAUCAAUCCAUCCAUUCCU